AUGCCUAGCUUUUUGAAGGCCUUUCACAUGAAAUCGUUGCUUAUACGGGCGCUGACGCUGAAUCUACCUCCCUACCCCGAGAGUCCAAUUCCUUCCGGGCCCUCACUAUCAGAUAUCGCGACUGCUGCUGCAACAGCUGUGCCCGAGGCGCCCGUCUCUAAUGUCCAGGGCCUCGCCUUCGACCGCUUCUACCAACUAUGGAUGGAGAACACAAAUUAUGGCGACGCAGCAGCCGAUGAAAACAUGCAAUGGCUCGCAUCUCAGGGCAUCCUACUAACAAACUACUACGGCGUCACACAUCCCUCUAUGCCCAACUACUGCGCCUCUGUCGGUGGUGACACCUGGGGAAUGGACCAUGACAACUUCGUCCAGAUGCCAUCCAACAUCUCCACCAUUGUUGAUCUACUUGACACCAAGGGUAUUUCGUGGGGCGAGUAUCAAGAACACCUACCCUACGCCGGGUUCCAGGGGUUCAACUUCUCCAAUCAGGACACGCAGACAGAUGACUACGUCCGGAGACAUAACCCCCUCGUUCUGUUUGAUUCCGUGGCGAAGAAUGACACUCGCGCCCGUCAGAUCAAGAACUUCACCAGCUUCGAGAUUGACAUGAGCAACAAGAAAUUGCCACAGUGGGCUUUUAUCACGCCAAACGUGACCAACGAUGCGCAUGACACGAAUAUCACCUUUGGCGCGAAGUGGGAGCGGUCCUGGGUCGCGGGGCUCCUUAACAAUGAAUAUUUCAUGAAUAACACGCUCCUUCUCCUUACCUUUGAUGAAGACAGCUACGUUGAGAACAAUAAAGUCUUUAGCGUACUCCUCGGCGGCGCACUCCCCGAGCAACUAAAGGGAACAACAGACGACACAUUCUACACCCACUACUCGAGCAUCGCAACCGUUUCUGCAAAUUGGGGGCUUCCCUCUUUAGGAAGAUGGGACUGCGGCGCUAAUAUCUUUGAGAUUGUCGCUAACAAGACCGGAUACGUGAACUAUGAGGUGGACACUACCAACUUACGUCUGAACGAGACAUAUCCCGGUCCUGAAGCGAUUGGUUGGAUUGGAAAGUACUCGCCCGUCUGGCCUAUCCCUGUCACCAAUGCUCAGUGCUCAGCUGGUCAUGGUGUUUUGGGUUCUGUGCAGACUUUGUUUGGAGAUUCCAAGCCAACGUACAACUAUACCAGUCCCUAUCCAUGGGAUGCGAAGAAUGGGUAUAAUGACGAUGUCACUGCAACACGUCCAUCUAAUGCCACAUUUACCAAUUCAACAUUGGGAAAUGGAGAUCACACACUACAUACUGGCGCUGCUAUGGCUGGCGCUUCUCCCAGUCCUGCGAUCAUUAUCUUGGCUCUGGCGGGCAUCCUCCCCUGGCUUCGAAUUUGA
Messenger RNA from Aspergillus homomorphus CBS 101889, 1377 nucleotides. RefSeq names its product acid phosphatase. Gene Ontology annotation, molecular function: hydrolase activity, acting on ester bonds. Lineage: Eukaryota; Fungi; Ascomycota; Eurotiomycetes; Eurotiales; Aspergillaceae. The record is from RefSeq and is a predicted model, not a curated record. The transcript is spliced from 2 exons. Gene Ontology annotation, biological process: phospholipid catabolic process. The coding region runs from base 1 to 1377 and encodes 458 amino acids.